UACCGGUGUCCUUAAAUGAUGCUGGGGCCGAAGAAGAAGAUGAUGAUGCCUUGUUAAGGGUUUUAUUUUUGGCUUAUCAGACUCCGCAUCGGAUAAACGACUUGGGGAGUUUUCAGCCCCGGGCGUACACAGAUCAAAAGCCGUUUCCCAGACCGUAGAAAGACACGGAGAUUAAGGGAGAGAGAGGAUAGAGAGAGCUGAAGCUCCUCUCCCAUCAGACAAUUCCGCUGCCUCGGGCCGGGAUGCAGAAGAGAAACCGAGUUUCCAAAUCGCAAGAUGUUUGAAUAAACGCCAGCCAUUUAAAGUACGUAAACAUUCGGGAUAUCCAACACUGAAUACCGCGCAAGCCUGUUAAGGAAUCAGAAAGGAGGAGGGCGGCAUUUUAGACUCAUCAAUCUCAUCCUUGUGAGGAAGAAGGGCCUCAUGGGACGCUAUGCAGGGUUAAAAUGGUUUUGCACGCUCAUGAGUUACCACAACCAGGAGUUUUCAACCGCGGACGCAUACAGAUCGCGUGCAGUUGCGAUGGUGGACACGCACUGUGGUGUGGUCAUACAUUUUUCGCAUAUGGACGUCUGAAAAACAUCUUAUCAUGUGGAUAUCUGCACUUGCAAGAUUCAUGUGACUUUGCAAAUCGUGUUUUUCUGCUCACUUUUUGGCCAGUUUAUCUCUCAUCAAAGUGUGAGCAUAGAUCACCUCAGAGUGGAGAAUGAGCUCUCAUUUAGGGCACAAGACAUCAAGAGCUCUGUUUCAUAUUUUGUACUCGUAAUUACGGUCUUUUCUUAGACGGACUGUUCCGGAGGGAAUCCAGACUCCAUUGAGACUGUAGAAAGAGAGUCAUAUUUUGUGUCGUGUAGUUUUUCUUUUUUUUUCCUCAUACUUUUUGUUUCACUGUAUACCUCCCAUCAAAACAGUUUUUUUUUUCCUUUCUGUAGUUUGACGUCAUGCUCACAUGCACUCAUCUGCUGUGAUGCUUUGAGAGAUAUGAGAUUGGUCUCUGAGCAAGUACUGUAUGAAUGCCUGAACUCAAGUUGCUGCUUCCUUUGAGCUCUUUUUGGUGUAACAUGGGGCUUACUGGAGAUUUGCACUAAAAGAGCUUUGCUGUCACUUGAUUUUCCUUUUAUUGACCAAAUCUUGUUACAUUCAAGCCAUAUGAACUUAUUUUUAAUGAAACUAGAGCUAUUUUUGUAUUACAGUAAAGUCAUAGUAUCGCAUAUUAUGUGUAUAUGAAUUUAGUCUAUUUUUUAUGUAUCAGCACAGACGUAUACAAAAAGACAUCUGCACUGUUUUAUGUUAAUGUUUGUUUUUUUUUUUUGGAAAGAAAUGCACCUUGAUUUGAUCUUUUUCACUAAAUUUAUUGUUAUGGCCAUGGCUACACACCAUCCUCACUCAGGUGGGAGACAAGUUUCCUUCUCUCUCUGACGCCUCCCCCUGUUCCCCAGUUUUUUUGACGCCUCCAAAUGCCUGUGGGUCUCAGUGUGGGCGGGGCUCUCGGAGACCCCUCCCCAUCCCGCCCAUUCCGCCCCAGUCGCUAUGUGCCUGUGUCCGCAGCAACCGCCUUCCUUGUGGGGGCCACGACACUGUUUCUCUGUUUCACAUGUCCGUGGCUGUCCGAGCGGUUCUCCUCCUCCAUUCCGCUCUAUAAUGCUGUGGUCUUCCUCUUCACACUGGCCAAUUUCUGUAUGGCCACAUUCAUGGACCCCGGCAUCUUUCCUAGAGCUGAAGAAGAUGAGGACAAAGAGGAUGAUUUCCGGGCUCCGCUAUAUAAGACGGUGGAGGUGAGGGGCAUUCAGGUGCGGAUGAAGUGGUGCUCCACAUGUCGCUUUUACAGACCACCGCGCUGUUCACACUGCUCCGUGUGUGACAACUGUGUGGAGGAGUUUGACCAUCACUGCCCAUGGGUGAACAAUUGCAUUGGGAGGCGGAAUUAUCGUUAUUUCUUUCUGUUCCUCCUCUCUCUCACUAUUCACAUUAUGGAUGUGUUUGGCUUCAGUCUGCUGUACAUCCUCCAUCACACUAAACAACUGGACCAGGUCCACUCUGGAGUCACUAUGGCGGUGAUGUGUGUAGCUGGUUUGUUUUUUGUCCCGGUUGCAGGACUCACUGGGUUCCAUGUUGUCCUUGUUGCCAGAGGGAGAACAACUAACGAACAGGUGACUGGGAAGUUCAGAGGUGGCGUUAACCCCUUCACACACGGGUGCUUAAAAAAUAUUGCACACGUGCUGUGUAGUUCACAAGCUCCCAGGUAUCUUGGUCGCUUGCGAAAGCCUCAUUCUGUUCAGGUCCAGCCACCAUUUCUGCGGCCUCCUCUAUCUGAAGCCCAACUAGCAGCUAAAGUUCUGGAUAAUGGCAUCCAACAGUCUAAAAGUAGUUUGGAGAUAAUGGAGAGUCAGUCCACUGAUCCUGAUCCCCCUCCACCACCUAAACCAGAGCACAGAUACCCUGGGCUGCCUCACACACAAAAUGAAGAGUGCAGCUUGCUGACUGAGGCUCCACCCACACCUUCAUUGUAUAAAUACAGGCCGGCCUACAGCAGUCCAGGAAAAAACCACACGGCCUCAACACAUUCCAGCAAGAUGAGUCGAGGGAACAGUAUGACUGAGUCUCCCUCUGUCCCCGUCACCUCUGGGCAGCCCAGCUACCGCUCGGACCCCAGUUUGUCAAGCCGAGGGGGUGCAGGGUGCCGUGGGGGAGGGGAGGGAGGUAGAGCAGGCUCGGGGGGCCUGGGUGGGGCCUCUGCGUUUGGUGGACGAUCCUACCCUUCUUUUACUGAUACCCUACUCCAGUCAGCAGCAGCCUCUUGCUCCUCAAGCCUUCGCUCCGCCCAAACGGCCCACAACGCCCUCGGGCCCCUCAUCUCUGAGGGUACGACCUCCACUAGCUACAAGAGUUUAGCCAAUCAGACACGCAACGGCAGCUUGUCAUACGAAAGUCUGCUGACGCCUUCCGAAAGCCCGGAGUUCGAGUCUGCUGCUCACGAGCUGUCCCCACCCAGACCACACCCUCCACACUCUCUUAGCACAGCACUGGGGGCCCCGCCUAUUUUGGGGUACACGUCCCCUUUCCUGUCUGCUCAGCAGAGGGAGGGCUCUCUCCAGGCCUGCCCUGCCCCCCUAAGACCCUCCCCCAACAGAGCUUUCCUGCGCCCAACAAGCUCACCCCCUUCUCGGGCUCCGCCCCUUUCUCCUCGCGCUCGCUCAUUGGGCUCGCCUCCAUCUGGCCCUGCCCCUGGCCAUACACCUCUGGGCAAAUCACUAUCCUAUGGAGGUGGUGCCGAAUUACAGCACCGCCCCUCUAGCUCAGGGGGCGGGACUCCGAUGCCGAAGAUGACUCUGUCUCUGUGCUAAGCUCGACUAUUAAACAAAACGUGGCCAAUCAUAACACCCACUCACACAAACCUGCAGGAGGGGUGAAGAAAGUGACUGGUGUUGGAGGAACAACCUAUGAGAUUUCAGUAUGACUGAUAAAAGAAAAUCAGGAUUCACUCGGCAGUUUUUGCCCUCUGAGCUCCAGUCGGAUGGAUGUAAAGCUGCUCAACCAAACAUGCAAAAAAGCAUAAAAGACUACACGGAGAAAUCCUAAGUGUUUCCCAGUCAAACUUCAUCAGUCACUGUGGAGGACGUACACUGAGAACAUGGACCAGUGAAGACGAAUCUUACAGCGUUUUUUUUUCUUUCUUUUUUUCUGAAUAUCAAUAUGGUACACACAUCCCACAGACUUUCUUAAUUAUUUAAAGGAUCAUUUGGUACUUCAGUGUAUUACCUAACGAUUUAUACGCAAGACUGUCCAAUGAUCAAUGGACAUUCAGCCUUAGUAGGCGGGACCAUGUGAGACACACUGAUGCCUCAUUCAGAAUGACGUUAACAGAAACCAUAAGCCUCUCAGCAGUCAGCCAAUAAGCAUUUGAAACAUUGACUACAUAAAUCACUGUUCAGUCUUGCAUAUUCCAUAGCGCUCCUGAUUAAAAACCCUUAAAGAGACAGUUCACCAAAAAUGAAAAUUCUGUCAUCUGUCAUGUUUUAUACCCUUAUGUCAUUCCAAACUCAUAUUACUGACUUUCUUCUGUGGAACACAAAAGAAGAUAUUUUAAUGAAUGUUCACAUUGCUCUUUUACAGACAAAAGUGUCCACACACUUUCCAGCUCCAACAAAGACAAUACAAUACAACUUCUAAAGUCUUCUAAAGCAGUGGUUCUCAACCACUAUGGGUAAAGUUUCCAAGGGGGCUUCAAGAUGACUUAAAAUGGUUUAAAAUAUGACAGCUGAGAGAUGCAAAAUGCAACAGUUGUUUUGAAAACGUUCAUGUGUGCUGAUCACAUAACUUUCAUUUUUGGGUGAACUAUUUCUUUUUUUAUUAUUAUUUUAUACAGGUACAGAUGUAUAUUAUAAGUAUUAAGUUUGAUAAAGAAGAUAAUAUUAAGAUGCAGGCAUAUAUGAUGUAUGAUUGUUUGUUUUAGGUUGGAUUUAUAUGGCUGCAUCAGCCAGAUGAAAUUGUCAGCCAAAGAAACUCGGUCUGUUUGACGAAUAGCACACUCGGCAAGUAGGAGUGAAUGUAUCUAAAGACACACAAGUUACUAGAGCACAAAAUAUUAAGCGAAAGAUUAUUUACGUUAAGUACUGAAGAUACCGUAUGCAAAUUGUAACUUUGUGUCGGCGUGUCCACCAAUCAAGAGUCAUACUCUCUUGACAAAUGGUCAGCCAAUCACAAGAGAGUUUAUUUAUUUAGCUGGAGGAGGCCAGUGCAAGUACAUGCUGGAUGCACCAUCAUAUAGAUGGGGACAUUGAUUUAAAAACGUCGUUCUUUAUGUUGUUUUAACUUUUCUUUUUUUUUGUAACUGGACAUUGGUUAAAAUAAACAGCCAGAGUACAGUGAUUGUCUCCUUAUAGAUAUAUAAGUUUGAUUGUAUUCGUCAAUGUGAGAGAACGAGUGUGAAAUUUUAUUGGAACUUACCUGACUGUUGUACAAGAGCACAUUCCAACUAUCCUUUUGGUUCAGAUCAGAGGUCGUUCAUGUCUUUUGUCUGCUUUUUGAGAUCUGAGGAUCGGUCAGUGUAAGAUAAAACCACUUAUGCAGAGACACAUACAAGUUUUUUUUUUAUCUUUUGUCAUUUCCACCAUGGCCUUAUGAUGCCUUUUAACUGUUAUCAAGGGUGUUUCAGUCUGCAUAAUUGGCUCUGAGAGAUGACAGAUAGAGGAUUGUUGUGUUGGGUUUUGGGUAAGAAUGCAGACUCGUUUAACCCUUCUGUAUUCCUUUAAUGCCGCUGACUCUGUGUCACAUGAGCAACACAUUUUCAACAGAACAAUAAACAACAGAAUGAACACAA
Messenger RNA from Onychostoma macrolepis, 5320 nucleotides. It is a transcript of the gene zdhhc5b, whose product is annotated as zinc finger DHHC-type palmitoyltransferase 5b. Lineage: Eukaryota; Metazoa; Chordata; Actinopteri; Cypriniformes; Cyprinidae. Gene Ontology annotation, biological process: protein palmitoylation. Gene Ontology annotation, molecular function: palmitoyltransferase activity. The transcript is spliced from 13 exons. Bases 1458 to 3344 code for a protein of 628 amino acids. The record is from RefSeq and is a predicted model, not a curated record.